This is a messenger RNA of Verticillium dahliae VdLs.17, 1458 nucleotides long. RefSeq names its product NEDD8-activating enzyme E1 regulatory subunit. Gene Ontology annotation, molecular function: NEDD8 activating enzyme activity. The transcript has 6 exons. The record is from RefSeq and is a predicted model, not a curated record. Gene Ontology annotation, cellular component: cytoplasm. The coding region runs from base 1 to 1458 and encodes 485 amino acids. Gene Ontology annotation, biological process: protein neddylation. Lineage: Eukaryota; Fungi; Ascomycota; Sordariomycetes; Glomerellales; Plectosphaerellaceae.
AUGACGGAGGUCGCUACCAUUCAGACACAAACCCCGCCUUUGCUGUCAGGACCCUCCGAGAAGGAACGCAAAUAUGACCGCCAGCUGAGGCUAUGGGCCGCCAGUGGCCAGGCUGCCUUGGAAUCCUCCCAUAUUCUGCUCGUCAACUCAUCCUCAGGCACCAUGGGCGUCGAGACGUUGAAGAACCUAGUGCUGCCAGGCAUCGGCAAAUUCACCAUAGCCGACGGCGCCAACGUUCAAGAGGCAGACCUCGGCGUCAACUUUUUCCUCGAUGCCAGCAGUCUUGGCAAACCGAGAGCCCAGGCUUGCGCCGACUUGCUCGUCGAACUCAACCCAGAAGUCAAGGCCGACUGGUUCCCGAAGAACAGCGAGCCGUACGACCUCGCCAAGGUGCUCGAGAGCCCUGAGCCGUACACCAUCAUACUCUAUGCUCUGCCCAUCAAGCCUGAAGAUCUCCAGAUUCUCGAGUCGUACGCGACAGACCACAAGACGCCAUUGAUUGCCGCUCAUUCGGUCGGCUUUUACGCUUAUUUUCGCGUCCACCUGCCCGCCGCGUUCCCCAUCGUCUGGAAGCAGUCCCACCAGGGCGAGUACCCGUCGACCUACCAGGACAAGGUCGCCUUCAGGAGGGUCGUAGCCGAGGCGGCAAGGACAGACACCCCUGAAGGUGGCGAGGAGAACUUUGACGAGGCCGCUGCGGCCGUCCUCAAGACGAUAUCGCCACCUUCGCUUCCAGACUCCCUGCGACACGUCUUCGAAUACCAGUCUGCUGACCUUGAAGAGACACAGUCUAGCUUCUGGAUCAUCGCCGGCGCCGUCAAGGCCUUCUACGAGAAGCACAAGUGUCUGCCCGUCCCUGGCGGCCUCCCAGACAUGAAGGCGCAGUCCAGCGUCUACAUACGGCUCCAGGGAAUCUACAAAGCCAAGGCACGCAAGGACGCCGCCGAGGUGCUCGACUCGGUCCGCCGCGCCCCAGGGGGCGAACACGUCGACCCGGCAGAGGUAGAUUUGUUCUGCAAGAACGCAGCCUUUGUCAAACUGAUCGACGCGAAAGACGGGGGGACCGAGAGAUUACUCAAAGUAGCCGAUGAAGAACUCGCCAACGAUGACAUGGCGGCCAUGGGCGUCAUGCCCACGUCCCUGCUCCCCAUCUACCUCGCACUGCGCGCCACGUCACACGCUCUCGACACUGCCGCUGCUGGGGCGGCGCUGUCACCCGAAACCAUUCUCAAGAACGUCACGGCACUCGUGCCCAGGGCCACAGAGAGCGAGCGCUACGCUCAGGCGGCUCAAGAGGUGUCCCGAGCCGCCGGCGGAGAGCUGCACAACGUUUCCGCCGUCAUGGGCGGCCUGGUGGCUCAGGAGAUGAUCAAGAUUAUUACGAAACAGUACAUCCCCGUCCAUAAUACCUGCAUAUUUGACGGCAUUGGAAGCCGUUGCCAGGUGCUUCGCCUGUAG